Dendroctonus ponderosae (mountain pine beetle) is the source of this 1059-nucleotide messenger RNA. RefSeq lists its product as uncharacterized. The record is from RefSeq and is a predicted model, not a curated record. NCBI's taxonomy places the organism in Eukaryota, Metazoa, Arthropoda, Insecta, Coleoptera, Curculionidae. The transcript has 6 exons. The coding region runs from base 62 to 1033 and encodes 323 amino acids.
UGUUAUCUCAAGCACAGAGGCCCGCUCAAUUUUUUGAACAACAUCCGACUGACUUAUUACAAUGAUGAUUGUGCCACUAGUGUUCUAUUUAAUAAUUGCCCUAUUGUUAAGAGGCAAAAUUGCAGAUGCGGUUCGAGAUUUGCAGACAGAUAUCGCUUUGGAUAUGGAUCGGGAGAAUAACAGGUUUUUAUCCAGACAGCGCAGAUAUAUAAUGUUUCCUGAAGGAAGCUCGUUUCAGUUGGUGUUCUGCUUAACUUAUUCAUCGGUAGGGGUGGGUUCCUAUUUCGUUUUUGGGCACACAGCAGCUCUUGCUUAUGAGCUGCCAACCUCGAAAUUAUAUUACGAUCGGAGAGAUUUUGAGAAUAAAGAUGACGAUACGGGCGAGACAACGACAACAGAAAUGCCUGAAGUAUUUGAUAUUUCCGAUUUGGACCAUUCCCAUUCGGAAAAUGAACAAAUGGGCUCAGAAGAUCGUCUCUGGAGAGUCUCAGAUGAAAUGGAUAAGAAAUAUCCAAGAAACAAUUUUAUUGGCCCUGGCUAUUAUAGCAAUCCUUUGGCCGGUCCAUAUAAUAACAACAUUUGGAACUAUGGAAUUUCAAAAUUUAACAAUGUAUAUUCGAGAAAUUUCAAGCCACAUAGCUUCAAAAAUCCAGACAAUUAUCACCCUUAUCCUAGGUAUGAUUCGAGUAAAUCACACAUGUCAUUCAACAUGCAUCCGAAAUACCAUGAAGUUCACCGCAGAACGAGAAGAGAUUUAUAUAGAAAAUUGGAAGGUUUUUUAGCCACAAUAAAUUUGGAUGGAAAAGCCUGCGUUCUAAAAGCCAUUUGUGAGAUUCACACAGCACCUAGCAAGAAUCUAAAGGGAACGUUGGUUGAAGAAAUGUUUAAAGCUAUUUUCAAGUCCAAGCCUCACGAUAAUCAUACAGAUGAAGAUGAUUACGAUGCCGCUGCCAAUCCAAAACUGAAUUGUACUGAUGUGUUUAAGACCUGCCAAGGAUCUAUACGAAAUAUUCAGUUACUAACAAGAAAAUAAAUAUUAGGAAACGAAUCAAAUAUAAA